AUGACCUCGCGCGUUGCCUCCUCCGCUUCUGCCCGUUCUCGCCGCCCUUCCCUCUCAGCCAGGCGCCUGUCCAGACGACUGUCGACACUCUCUGGUCUUGAACAUGGCGAGAUCCUCCCUACCAUUGUGCCGGCAGAACAGGCUAUUACAGAAGAGAUUGCAAAGAUAAAACGUUAUGAAGACUUUACCACCAUCGACUGGGUUCAAGAUGCUGCUCAAGAACAACUGCGAAGGCGCGCCAGGCGGAGAGAGUCGAGGUUCUUCGAGCGAGAUGGAGUUCUCGGAUGGCGUCGUAGACUCUGGGAGUCCUACGAUGCAGCUCAAGCCUGGAUUGUCAUCACCUUGGUCGGAAUAGUCAUUGGUCUCAAUGCUGCCGCCUUGAAUAUCAUCACCGAAUGGUUGUCAGACGUUAAGAUGGGAUACUGCACGACUGCCUGGUACCUCAAUGAGGGCUUCUGUUGUUAUGGCUCCGAGACAGGUUGUGAUGAAUGGAAGAGAUGGACCUCGUCCACUGUCGCCAACUACCUGAUAUAUGCUAUCUUUGCUGUUCUCCUGUCGUUCAUUGCCGCAUAUUUGGUCAAAGCUUACGCUCCGUACGCUGCCGGUUCUGGUAUCUCAGAGAUCAAAUGUAUCAUUGCCGGCUUCAUCAUGAAAGGGUUCCUGGGAUUCUGGACGUUCUUGAUCAAAUCAAUCUGUCUACCUCUUGCCAUUGCUUCAGGACUAUCCAUUGGCAAGGAAGGCCCAAGUGUCCACUACGCUGUGUGUGUCGGCAACGUUAUUUCCCGAUUUUUCGACAAAUACAAACGAAGUGCGUCAAAAACACGAGAGAUUUUGACGGCCACAGCAGGAGCAGGAGUGGCUGUAGCCUUUGGAAGUCCCAUCGGUGGCGUGCUCUUCUCCCUCGAAGAAAUGGCAUCGCAUUUUCCCUUGAAGACACUUUGGCGAAGCUAUUUCUGUGCUCUCGUGGCGACGGCCGUCUUGAGUGUCAUGAACCCUUUCCGAACAGGCCAGCUCGUCAUGUUUUCGGUCAAAUAUGACCGAGACUGGCACUUCUUCGAGAUCCUCUUCUACGUCAUUCUCGGCAUAUUCGGUGGACUAUAUGGAGCGUUCGUCAUCAAAUGGAAUCUGAAGGCUCAAGCAUUCAGAAAGAAAUAUCUGUCGAAAUACGCCAUUCCCGAGGCCGUCAUCUUGGCCGGAGCCACGGCCCUUCUCUGCUACCCCAACAUGUUUUUGAGAAUCGACAUGACUGAAAUGAUGGAAAUGCUGUUUCGGGAAUGUGAAGCCGACUAUGACUACGAUGGACUGUGCGAAUCCCAAAACCGACUGUCACUUAUUGUGUCCUUAUUGGUGGCAACCGUACUUCGCAUAUUUUUUGUGAUUAUUUCCUACGGUUGCAAGGUACCUGCGGGUAUUUUUGUGCCUUCGAUGGCGAUUGGCGCAUCUUUUGGCCGCAUGUUGGGAAUCAUGGUACAAUGGCUGCACGAGAUCUUUCCUGACUCGCCAUUUUUCUCUGCCUGUCAACCUGAUGUGCCUUGCAUCACCCCCGGCACGUAUGCUUUCCUCGGAGCAGGAGCGGCCCUGAGUGGAAUCAUGCAUUUAACCAUCUCGGUCACUGUCAUCAUGUUUGAACUUACAGGAGCCUUGACUUACAUUCUCCCCACGAUGAUUGUUGUCGGCGUCACCAAAGCGGUCGGAGAAAGAUUCAGCAGAGGAGGCAUCGCAGACCAAAUGAUAUGGUUCAGUGGAUUUCCGUUCCUCGACAACAAGGAAGAACACACGUUUGGUGUUCCCGUUUCGCAGGUCAUGACUGGUAAUAUCAGCAUGCUUCCUUCGACCGGCAUGGAAGUAAAGGCCGUCCAGAAGCUUCUCACUGAUACGACAUACUCCGGAUUUCCCAUUGUGGAAAACAAAGAUUCCAAGAUCCUCAUUGGCUACAUCGGCCGGACCGAACUUCAAUUCGCCAUAGAUCGAGCCAAAAAGCAUGGGAUGUUGGCAGCGGAUGCCAAAUGUAUAUUUACCGUGGAGCGAGAAGAUGAUACAGAGACUUCGGCACCGCCUAGCCCGGCCGUCACCUUCGACUCAAUGGCGCUCCAGAGCGUCGAUUUCAGCUCAUUUGUUGAUUCCACUCCGAUCACCGUCCAUCCUCGCCUACCUCUUGAGACAGUCAUGGAACUCUUCAAGAAGAUGGGGCCCCGUGUCAUCCUUGUCGAUCAUCAUGGCCGUCUCGAAGGUCUCGUUACGGUUAAGGAUUGUCUAAAGUACCAAUUCAAAGUUGAAGCACAGGAGCAUCACCCGACUCUCAGAGAUUAUCCGCAACACGAGACAUUCGUUGACAUUUUGGGCAGAAUCGGAGAGUACUUCACCGACAAAAUCAACCGUUUAUCCAGGGGCAAGCUGAGACUAAGUCCAAGAAUCGCCAACGGAUGGGUCAGAGUAAUUGGAAAUGACAGAAGAGAUGAUUUUGCAGAUGACUAUAAUAACGAACAUGAAAUAUUGGAUGGGACGGAGGAUAUCGCUGACGAUGGACAGGACGGCGUUGAACUCGAUACGAGAUAA
This is a messenger RNA of Rhinocladiella mackenziei CBS 650.93, 2556 nucleotides long. RefSeq lists its product as uncharacterized. Gene Ontology annotation, biological process: chloride transport; transmembrane transport; intracellular copper ion homeostasis. Lineage: Eukaryota; Fungi; Ascomycota; Eurotiomycetes; Chaetothyriales; Herpotrichiellaceae. Bases 1 to 2556 code for a protein of 851 amino acids. Gene Ontology annotation, molecular function: voltage-gated chloride channel activity. The record is from RefSeq and is a predicted model, not a curated record. Gene Ontology annotation, cellular component: fungal-type vacuole; Golgi apparatus; early endosome. The transcript has a single exon.